Messenger RNA from Dovyalis caffra, 813 nucleotides. NCBI's taxonomy places the organism in Eukaryota, Viridiplantae, Streptophyta, Magnoliopsida, Malpighiales, Salicaceae. The record is from the annotation of a GenBank genome assembly.
AUGAGCUUCCAAGACAUUCAAGAUGGCAAGAGGCCUACUUCCAGUUCUUCCAGGUCCAAAAGCCCAUCGCAAGCGGUCGCCGCCGGUAUUUUCCAGAUCAACACUGCCGUUGCUGGCUUCCGUCGUCUCGUCGAUGCCAUUGGAACCGCCAAGGACACUCCUGAACACCGGCACAAACUGCAUAAUACAAGGCAACGGAUUCUGCAGUUAGUCAAAGAAACUUCUGCUAAACUCAAAUCUUUGAGCGAAUCCGAUCACGAUCCUGACAUCAAUGCGAGUAAGAAAAUAGAAGAUGCAAAGCUAGCAAGAGAUUUUCAAACCACAUUGCAAGAGUUCCAGAAAGUUCAACAGCUUGCCUCUGAGCGCGAAUCUGCUUACUCUCCUUCUCUUCCUCCUCAGUCUUCUUUGCCUUCUUCCUCUGGCUCUGGUGAACAUCUGGUGGCUAGUAUGGAUCAAGAUAACCAACCUUUUCUACGGGAACAGAGAAGGCAGGAGCUCAUGCUUAUGAAUAAUGAAAUUGCAUUUAAUGAAGCCAUACUUGAGGAAAGGGAACAGGGUAUUAGAGAUAUAGAAGCACAAAUUGGUGAAGCAAAUGAAAUAUUCAAGGAUCUUGCUGUUCUAGUUCAUGACCAAGGUGUGGUUAUUGAUGAUAUUCACUCAAACAUUGAUUCUUCUGCUGCUGCAACAACUCAAGCAAGGGUUAAGCUAUCCAAGGCUUCAAAAAGCGUGAAAUCUAAAUGCUCAUGGUGUUGGUGGCUACUGGGAAUUGUUAUAGUUGCACUCGUCGUCUUUCUCAUCGUCCUCAUUUUAUAG